Nycticebus coucang (slow loris) is the source of this 768-nucleotide messenger RNA. RefSeq names its product aquaporin-8. Gene Ontology annotation, molecular function: water channel activity. Lineage: Eukaryota; Metazoa; Chordata; Mammalia; Primates; Lorisidae. Gene Ontology annotation, biological process: water transport; transmembrane transport. The record is from RefSeq and is a predicted model, not a curated record. Gene Ontology annotation, cellular component: plasma membrane. Bases 4 to 768 code for a protein of 254 amino acids. The transcript is spliced from 5 exons.
GAUAUGUGUGACUCUGACUUUGGCAAUGGCAAGAUGAAGGAACCAAGUGAGGCUGGCAGGGGACGCAUGUCCUGGUACGAGCGGCUGGUGCAGCCCUGCCUGGUUGAGCUGCUGGGCUCUGCUCUCUUCAUCUUCAUUGGGUGCCUGUCAGUCAUUGAGAAUGUGCCAGACAUGGGGCUGCUGCAGCCGGCCCUGGCCCACGGGCUGGCACUGAGCCUCAUCAUCUCCACGCUGGGGAACAUCAGUGGGGGCCACUUUAACCCUGCGGUGUCCCUGGCAGCCAUGCUGAGUGGAGGCCUCACCCUGAUGAUGCUCCUUCCCUAUUGGAUCUCCCAGCUGCUUGGAGGGCUGCUCGGGGCUGCCCUGGCCAAGGUGGUGAGUCCUGAAGAUAGGUUCUGGAACACAACUGGGGCAGCCUUUGUGACAGUCCAGGAGCAGGGGCAGGUGAUAGGGGCGUUGGUGGCAGAGAUCAUUCUGACAGUGCUGGUCUUGGCCGUGGGUUUGGGCACCACCAAUGAGAAGACCACAUUCUCUCCCACCCCAUUCCGUGUUGGGCAGUCUGUCACCAUGGCCAUCCUGGCUGGGGGUACCGUGUCUGGAGCCUGCAUGAACCCAGCCCGUGCCUUUGGACCUGCUGUGAUGGCCAACUACUGGGGCUUCCACUGGAUCUACUGGCUGGGCCCGCUUCUGGCUAGCCUGCUUGUAGGACUUCUCUUUAGGUUCUUCAUUGGAGAUGGGAAAACACGUCUCAUCCUGAAGGGACAGUGA